Acanthaster planci (crown-of-thorns starfish) is the source of this 3514-nucleotide messenger RNA. RefSeq lists its product as uncharacterized. NCBI's taxonomy places the organism in Eukaryota, Metazoa, Echinodermata, Asteroidea, Valvatida, Acanthasteridae. The record is from RefSeq and is a predicted model, not a curated record.
UGGAACGAGAUAGUGUGUCAGGUAGUCCAUUUUCACGAAUGAUUUCACUGACACUGGGCCAUAAACCAGUUAGUGGUUACAGCUGCGGGUCCCAGGUGUAAGCAAAUGAGUGCAUAUAUCGAAUUUUGUUGGGUUGACCUUUUCUAAGGUCACUGUUUGCAUGACGUCCAUACGCAGAGUAAUGCUGCAGCUGUAGGCCUAUACGUUUGCAUUGCUGCGUGCUGCAGACGGCCCGUCUCAUAAAUUAUGACAAUGUAGCGUGGCUGCUGCUACUGUCGAUGAUGCGGUCGAUUGGCGCUGCUCUUCGUGCAGUACACCUCUGCAUCCAACAUGGCGGCCCAGCAUGUCAUCAAGUGCAUACACACCGCAUCCUUGCUGCCUUGUCUAUCCGUGUGUUUCGGCUUGUUCUGGUCUCUCGCCCUGGUCUCGACAUCGUCGGAGGAAAUCACCAAAAUCAAGGUGCCCAAUACGGAGCUGGUGGUCUCCGAGACAGAGAAGCCCUAUUGCACCUUCUUCAACAACCGCAAGCCGGAGUUUCAGCCGAAUCUUAAGAACUGCACCUGGUACCAGGACAACUGCUGUUGCCGCCAGGUCGAAAUCGAGGUGGCUUUCGGCAAAGUCAAACCCCUAAAAGGGGCCACACUACCCUGCCAGAGGUACAUCAAUUACCUGAUCUGCUACAUCUGUGCGCCGACCCAGUACGAGUUCUACCUCCGGCAGAGGCUCACGGUGUGUGAGGAGUUCUGCGAUCUUAUCUUCGACCGUUGUAAAGACGCUAUACUCAAGGGCUCCAAAAUCGGGGAGCUGUACAAGAACGGGACGAAUUUCUGCCGCAGUCGGCGCUUUGAAGUCGCGCCGUACUCCUCGGGAAAGUGCUUCUACUUCAACGAGACCAUGGAUACAUCCUCCACCGGGGCUUUCGUGGCAUCGUCAGCUGCAUCUGUCCUCCUCUGGGUUGGCAUGAUGGUUGUCAAGGUACUGACAAAAGUAUGAGAUGCACGCCCGUGGGAUUUCUUCACACCGACACUUGGAAAAGAGAGAGCAGAGUGUCGUGGGAAACAAUGAGCCUCAAGCUGGACCAAGAGAGGUCGCAAUUUUUUUAGCAACGGGGGUUCCUUUGGUCGGAACUGAACUUAGCUGGUUCACAAACAGCUGUUAAAUGCACGUGUCACGGUCACAUCACUACCAACAAAAUAAAGACUUCUGACCAACAGGACUCUUUACAACCCAUGGAGGGUGCUUCUGCUCGAGGUGGAUACCACAGAGGGGGAGGCAGUGCACACCAGUAAGCUACCGAUAAGUGUUUGGCUGGCUCUGACAUUGUAACAAGAUCGUGACUUGCGUAACCGAGGAAAUAACGAUUCCAAUCCGAAGCAAUAAUGAGAAAAUCCCUUUUAUCAAGGAGAGUCGACGCUCAUGUAAAAGCUACUCACCACUUGAGUGCGGCUUAAAACAAAAGAGUGAGCAGCAAAUGAAGUUGAGCCAUGCACGAUAAUUUUUCUUAAAUCCUCAAAAUGACCGAAUGUCGCAACACUUCCAACUUUAACCAAAUCCUUUUGUACAAGGAAUCACAGAGCUGAAUUUCAGAGCCCCAAAACUAUUGUGAUAACAGCUGCGCCCAAAAGAAGAAAUUCAAUGCAGUUUGUAUUUCCUACGAAGUGAAUUUCACUCCACUUAGGCCUAUCUUUAGGUUCAUUUCUGUAUGAAAAGUGAGUUUAGCCAUUCCUAGUCUCUGAAAUAAUUAUAUGUAAUUUGAGGGAUAACAAUUAGCUCGUAAUCACUUAGGGACUAGAUCACCAAACCGCAGUCCAUGCACCAGCAGUUGAGUUCAUCAUAGCUUAAGGUAUAUGAGGUAACAGUUCAUUUCUGGUAUGUGCAUUCGAAGGCUUCUCACCUGUUCAGUCUAGCACACAGCCUCUCUCUUUCUACACAUCACUGGCGAAACAUUCCUUGAAGAAAUUAGACUCGAUUUUUAUGCAAAUAAAAGUGUAUACAUUUUUACUAAGGACUUGAAAUGUAGCAUAUAGUAUGGAUAUUGCAGAGCAUUUUUUUUCCCACGUAGAGUAAAAUUGAAAUAAGAACGUCAACUUUGCAAUCAGUACUUUCCGUGCAUGAGGUGGUCCGCAGAAAGCUAGUAAAAUGCACGAACAACGCAUAAAGUGAUAUCAUAAGCUGCAAUGAUUAAGCAACACGAUGACAUACGUGUUUGACUGUUCAUUCAACAUUCUGUAAGAAGGAAUAGUUAAUUUCAGAGUAUCUUUGAGUGUCUUUUUACUAUACUGGUAGUCGUUAAGCGAGAUGUUUAGGCGGUUGCAUCAAGCACCGCGUCGUAAUAAUUGAUGUUUGAAAAUGGUAUUGCCUUCGCUUCCGUUGUUACAAACACGCAUCACAUCAACACAGAUGGUGUAUAUUUCAUUCCUUUAUGAUGUUGGUGUUUUGGAGAGGUUUGUCAAAGAGACCAAAAUAAUUACACUUCAGUUUUUGCCCAAGAGUAUAUUUAAAACGCAGGAUUUGAUCAGAUUCCCUCAUAAAUUGUUGAAAAGGCGACAAAACACAUUCAUAAUACCGCAUUCAUCCUGCAGAGCCUCAAGUAGGCUACAUCAGACAUCAUAUGAAGCUCAGUAAAGUGGCUCAGUAAAAAGCUCAGUGAAGUAGAAUUGCUGACACAGCAUAGAAAGAACUCGUUGGUAUGGAAGCAUCGGCUCUAAAGAGAGCUGCUCAUGAGAGACCUCUACGGCCACUUUUGCUUUUCAUUAACGCCGACAAGGAAGAAUUGUUAUUAAAAAGGUGUAUAAUGAUGAUGUCAAUAACGAAAGUGAAUCAUUAUCGGCAGUAGAUAGAAAUCCACAUCUGUGGAUCUUCCUAUUGCACAACGCUUGUUUAGUUGAUUAAAAUUUAAUCCUGUUGCGGCAUUUAAGCUUACGAAGGGAUCAUUUCGGCGGGGCUACUUUCAAUUUUGAGUGUUUGGCCAUGUAAUGAAACUAGUGACAUAUCCCUGGGAACCCUCACCCUGUUUAAAGCGCUAUAAUGGUAGAACGGUACUACCAUCUUUCUUGGGGAAGGGAGUGAUCUCUUACUCAGUUUUAGACAAGUUUUCAGCUAGCUGCUUGAACCCAAGGCCUAGAUAUACGCAAUGACUAUACAUGUAUAUUAAUUUUGUUUUACGUUGGGAUUGCCAAAACAAUAAACAGGAUGGGCUUUGACAUGAGCUCAUCAUCACGUGCUCAUGAGGUGAAUGGAUAAAAAUGCUUCUCCGAGAUUGUACAUUGUGUUACAGGGUAAAUAUUUUGUCACUUUAUAGCAUAUCGUAACGUGUAAUGGAAAUGGUUUUUGAAAUAAACAAACGGACAAUUCGGUAUUGGUUGUUAAAUUUAGACCGACAAUUCCUGGUUGGGUUUUGAAGUUUGGACGAGUUGUCUGAGUCUUGAGUUUGAGGACCGAGGGUUCAACGUCUGCCCAGUGCAUGCGCACACAAAGCAUUGGCAUGAUCCCCUUGAGUAUCCAUGGAGUAUUU